Babesia ovata is the source of this 1194-nucleotide messenger RNA. RefSeq names its product acid phosphatase. Gene Ontology annotation, molecular function: ferrous iron binding; acid phosphatase activity; ferric iron binding. NCBI's taxonomy places the organism in Eukaryota, Apicomplexa, Aconoidasida, Piroplasmida, Babesiidae. The record is from RefSeq and is a predicted model, not a curated record. The coding region runs from base 1 to 1194 and encodes 397 amino acids. The transcript has 2 exons.
AUGGUGCUAUUAUCUCGCUUGAGUAGCGUGUUUACUAUAAUCGCACUGUUUUUCUCGAUAGGGUCGCAAUUCGUCGUGGUAAGAUGUCAGCUACGGUUUGCGUCUCUGGGAAACUGGGGUACUGGCUCACAACUUCAGAAAAAAGUAGCUGAUACUCUCAAGUCGGCAAUUGCCAAGGAACGCGUUACCUUCAUUAUUUCCCCGGGUUCGAACUUCGAGUAUGGAGUAACCGGAGCAAAAGAUGACAAAUGGCAGAAACAUUUUCAGUCUAUAUACAGCAGUGACGAUGGAUCCAUGGAAAUUCCUAUGUUUACUGUUCUUGGAGCAGGUGAUUGGCAAGGAGACUUCAAUUCGCAGAUUAAUCGUAAUCAACAGGCGUAUCUCACCACUCAGAUAAGCGAAAAUGUGGAAACCAAGGGAUUACCUCGUUGGACCAUGCCCAACUGGUGGUACCACUACUACACGCACUUCGCUACAACUGCCUCUAUGUCGCUGCUCAAGAGUGGGCACAAGGAUAUGAGCGUGGGAUUCAUCUUCAUAGACACGUGGAUCCUGAGCCAGGCAUUCCCCUACAAAGACGUCAGCAAUGCAGCUUGGGCUGAUCUCAAAAAAGUUCUGGAAGUCGCCCCAAAGAUUCUUGAUUACAUUGUAGUAGUAGGUGAUAAGCCAAUACAAUCGAGUGGUCCAUCUAAGGGCGACUCCCACCUUGCGUAUUAUCUCCUCCCUCUCUUGCGUGAUGCGCAAGUUGAUGCUUAUAUCUCAGGUUAUGAUCAUGAUAUGGAAAUUAUAGACAACAACGGACUUGCCAUGAUUGUAGCUGGAAACGGUGGCAGCGGUGGCAGGAGGCCUGUAAUGAAGACGUCAAAUUCCUUGUUCUUCAGCGAAAAGCCUGGGUUUUGUAUUCAUGAGCUAGGCGCAGAUGGCAUGGAAACGAAAUUUAUCAAUGGGGAAACCGGUGAUGUGUUGUAUACCCAUAAGCAACCAAUUAAGAGCAGGCCUCAUCGACAAUACGGGUCGGAGAUUCAGAAUGUCUCCGCUUUCCCUGCCGUGUCACUGUAUCCCAUAGGCGAAAUGGCAUCGCCCACUCAAAUGGAUGCCUUCGUCAGAAUUGUCGGGACCAUUGGGCUUAUCAUAGCCGGUAUACACGUUUUACUGCUCUCAGGAACUACACUUGGAAAGGCAACCUCCAUUUAG